This is a messenger RNA of Penaeus monodon (black tiger shrimp), 901 nucleotides long. Its product is annotated as glutathione S-transferase 1-like. NCBI's taxonomy places the organism in Eukaryota, Metazoa, Arthropoda, Malacostraca, Decapoda, Penaeidae. Gene Ontology annotation, molecular function: glutathione transferase activity. Gene Ontology annotation, biological process: glutathione metabolic process. The record is from RefSeq and is a predicted model, not a curated record. The coding region runs from base 142 to 798 and encodes 218 amino acids. The transcript is spliced from 4 exons.
AACAUGACUUUCAGAAGGAAGAAACAUGGCGUUUGGCAACUUAAAAAGCCGGGCUCCCUCCCUUCUCUCCCCUAGUGAGGAGACGCCUCAUUGUCAGUAGCCAGGAACUUCUCAGAGAGGUAACACACAUAACAAACCAAGAUGCCUGUCGACCUUUACUACAUGCCCCUGUCGGCCCCUUGCCGAUCAUGUAUGCUGACGGCCAAGGCAGUGGGCGUCGAACUCAACCUGAAGCUGCUCGACUUGAUGGCGGGAGAACAGAUGAAGCCCGAGUUUGUGGCCAUCAACCCUCAGCAUUGCGUUCCCACCAUGGUCGACGGGGACUUCGCUCUCUGGGAAAGCCGCGCCAUCUGCUCCUACCUGGCUACUCAGUACGGCAAGGACAGCUCCCUCUAUCCUUCCGACCCGAAGACACGCGCCCUUGUCGACCGCCUCAUGUACUUCGAUAUGGGAACGCUGUAUUUCCGCUUCGGCGAAUACGUGUACCCGGUAAUGUUCCGCGGUGAGACGAAGGCCAACCCAGAGAAGCUGGAGAAGCUGCACGAAGCCCUGGGCUGGCUCGACGGGUACCUGGACGGCCAUGAAUGGGCUGUUGGCAACAGCGUCACCGUCGCCGACUUCGUCCUGGUCUCCACCGUGUCCACUUUCGAGGCCGCUGGAAUCGAUCUGAGCAAGCACAAGAACGUGACGGCGUGGCUGGCGCGCUGCAAGGCCAACAUGGCCGGUUACGAGGAGAUGAACGCCAAGGGCGCGGAGGACUUCGGCAAAAUGGCCAGGGAGAAACUGGGAAGCAGUUAAACGCGGCAAAGAUCCCUUCCCGCUGCGAUAACUUUCGUCAUUAAUCUGCCGAUACAAUAAAAAAACUUUUUAUAUGUCAUGUGAAAUAAAACAUAAAAACUCC